Periophthalmus magnuspinnatus is the source of this 903-nucleotide messenger RNA. RefSeq names its product ATPase H+ transporting V1 subunit E1a (gene atp6v1e1a). Gene Ontology annotation, biological process: proton transmembrane transport. The transcript has 9 exons. Gene Ontology annotation, molecular function: proton-transporting ATPase activity, rotational mechanism. Bases 136 to 816 code for a protein of 226 amino acids. NCBI's taxonomy places the organism in Eukaryota, Metazoa, Chordata, Actinopteri, Gobiiformes, Gobiidae. Gene Ontology annotation, cellular component: proton-transporting two-sector ATPase complex, catalytic domain. The record is from RefSeq and is a predicted model, not a curated record.
CUUAGGCAUGAGUGGAACGUGUUAGGACAGCUCUUGCUCCUAAAUGUCUAUGAGGAGAAGUGUGUAAACGACAGAGAACACUACUUUGUAUUUUAACUGGUAAAUAUAGGCUACUUUUAUAGUUUUGCUGAAGAAAUGGCGCUCACAGACGCAGACGUUCAGAAGCAGAUCAAGCACAUGAUGGCCUUCAUUGAGCAAGAAGCUGCAGAAAAAGUAGAGGAAAUUGAUGCUAAGGCAGAGGAAGAGUUCAACAUAGAGAAAGGACGCCUUGUGCAGACACAGAGAGUCAAAAUAAUGGAAUACUAUGAGAAGAAAGAAAAGCAGAUAGAACAGCAUAAGAAAAUCCAGAUGUCCCAUCUUAUGAACCAAGCCAGGUUAAAGGUACUGAAGGCCCGUGAUGACAUGAUCAUGGAUUUGAUGAAAGAAGCCCAACAAAGACUUCAAGACAUUGCCAAAGAUCCUGAUAACUACUCUGUAUUACUACAAGGUCUUCUGCUGCAGGGGUUCUACCAACUUCUCGAAUCUAAAGUAACUGUCCGCUGUCGGCAACAGGAUGUAGCAGUGGUUCAGGCUGCUGUUGACAAAGUCAUUCCUAUUUACAAAGAGUCUGUAAAAAUGAAUAUUGUCGUGAAAAUUGAUCCAGAACGUUUUCUUCCUUCAGAUAUUUGUGGGGGAAUUGACGUUUAUAAUGAUAAUGGGAAGAUUAAGGUCUCCAAUACACUGGAAAGAAGACUCGAACUUAUAACUCACCAGAUAAUACCUGAAAUCAGAGUGGCCUUGUUUGGAGCUAACCCCAAUCGCAAAUUCAUGGAUUAACAAUGGAUUUGAAGAGAGCAAUGUGGACACAGGUGGAUGAAGUGUAACGGUUUAACUUUUACCCAUUGUUACAAAUAUGAUUUUGAU